GCGUGAAGCUGCGUGAAUUGCAUUGUAAAAAACAUAUUUCAAGCUAAAGCGACACAUAAAGAAAUCUGUCCAGUGAGUAAAUUGCGGCGCUAUCUCAGUAAAGUCGAAUAAUUUAGCAAGGGCUAACAAACCAGCGCAAAAAGGAGAAAAUGGUUGGAUCACGCGUGUACGUUGGCGGCUUGCCUUACGGCGUCAGAGAGCGUGAUUUGGAGCGUUUCUUCAAGGGUUACGGAAGAACGAGGGAUAUCCUCAUUAAGAAUGGAUAUGGGUUUGUUGAGUUUGAAGAUUAUCGCGAUGCGGAUGACGCCGUUUACGAACUGAACGGGAAAGAGUUGUUAGGAGAAAGGGUGGUCGUUGAACCGGCACGCGGGACAGCGCGUGGCCCAAGUGGGUAUCGUGAACGAGAUCGGUAUGAUAGAGACCGCCGCGGGGGGGGGCGGUCAUAUAAAAGCAAUUCCAGGAACAGUUCCCGCUAUGGACCGCCGCUGCGUACGGAGUACCGAUUAAUUGUGGAAAACCUGUCGACCCGCGUUAGCUGGCAGGAUUUGAAAGACUACAUGCGUCAAGCCGGAGAAGUAACCUACGCCGAUGCUCACAAACAACGAAAAAAUGAAGGUGUGGUCGAAUUUGCCACCCUGUCAGACAUGAAAACGGCAAUUGAAAAGCUGGACGACACGGAGCUGAAUGGACGUCGAAUCCGUUUGGUUGAAGACAGGGGUGGACGUAACGGUCGCAAUGGGCGUGGACGUUCCCGUUCAUCGAGCAGUCGCUCGAGAUCUCGCUCUCGGCGUCGCUCGCGUUCUCGUUCCAGAUCUCGUCGGUCAUCGCGCAGCCGCUCCAAGUCGCGUAGUCGCUCCAAGUCCAAGAACGGUUCGAAAUCUCCAGAAAAGUCACGUUCUCGCUCACGCUCGAACAAAUCGCGCGACAACAGUAAAUCAAAGUCCCGCUCUCGAUCGCCGAAACGCGAUCGCGAUGAGUCACGCUCUCGUUCGCGCUCUCGCUCAAAGUCGCACUCACGAUCGCGCUCCAAGUCCAAGGAUAACAAAUCUCGUUCGCGUUCCCGUUCCCGCUCCCGUUCACCACGCUCUCACUCACGGUCCCGUGAUCGUUCUCAGUCUCAGGACAAGUCGCACGACAAAUCGCGAUCGGCAUCUCCCAAAAAUAACGAUCACUCUCCGGAGCGUAAUGAAAGUAUGGAGGACUAAACUUUUAAUUUUUGCUUAUGCAGUCAACUAUAUUUGCGAUUCUAGGUCGCAUUUUUUACUUUAACCAAUUACGUUUUCUGUACCACUAUCUACCUUUGGAUGGUCAUUUCCGUCAGUCACAUUAGAAGGUUACGCGCACAUUUGAACAUCAAAAAUAUAAACAUGUGUCCUGCAGGCAGUGGAGAACACUUCGAUUUUGAUCGUAAAAGUUGAUCUCAAAUGCAUCCAAUCCAGCAUACUUUGUUUCAAAAUUAAUCAUACUGACAUUUGAAGGAAAUUAUUUGAAGAUCAACUCUACGCAACCAGAACGGCGGAAGAAACAGAAAGGACAAAAGGGAUUACACAAUACAUAACAGACGACAGGGAGGCGAUAUUGGCUUGCUUUUUUUACGGUGAGAAGGAAGCAAUCGAUAGAAAUGUGUGCUAGCGAUAAAAUUAGUAUUAGUUUCAUUUCUUGGAAUAUAUAGGGCACAAUAGUAGUAUGCACCUGCCAUGCUAUAACUGUUGGAAACCCCGUAUUGAAGUAAAAAUCACAGCAAACAACCAUUCGAACAGCUUGUUUCGAACCACCCACAAAGAGGCGCACUGUUUAAGUAGGUUGGUAGCAUUUGUAGAAGUAAAAUGGUUUUCGGUUUUCGUGAAAUGAAAUCGAGAAAUUGUGCUUCAAGGAGUGUUGUUUUAACUGUUUUUUUUAACAUGAAGAACAAAUGUAAGGAUCGGUAGCCACACAGUUAGUCACAAGGAAACGUGAUCGGAAGUAAGGAAGUAAUCGUAAAUGGGUUUACUUAGAAUGCCUAGUUUGAUCAUUGCGCAUUUUUCACCAAUUCUUAAUAGUUUCUCGACCUGAGAAACCGGUAAAAUAAACCUUAGAUUUUCCUUUUCUUCGGUAAAGAAGCCAAGUACUCCAGAUCCGCUUGGUGUAAACGCGUACUGCACCGAGCUUACCACACAUUUCUCUAUCCAAAUACAUUCUUAAGUACAAAUAAACAUUUGUGUACAUACACAUGAA
Molecule: messenger RNA, 2214 nt
Organism: Anopheles bellator
Lineage: Eukaryota; Metazoa; Arthropoda; Insecta; Diptera; Culicidae
Gene: B52
Product: serine-arginine protein 55
Exons: 8
Coding region: 150-1205 (351 amino acids)
Biological process (GO): alternative mRNA splicing, via spliceosome; mRNA splice site recognition
Cellular component (GO): cytoplasm; ribonucleoprotein complex; nucleus
Molecular function (GO): mRNA binding
Source: RefSeq, a predicted model, not a curated record